Messenger RNA from Drosophila subobscura, 1225 nucleotides. RefSeq lists its product as uncharacterized. The transcript has 3 exons. Lineage: Eukaryota; Metazoa; Arthropoda; Insecta; Diptera; Drosophilidae. The coding region runs from base 173 to 1093 and encodes 306 amino acids. The record is from RefSeq and is a predicted model, not a curated record.
AUCACACAUACCGCAAAUAACACACACACAUCCCAGAGGCACACACAUUCCUCUGGCAGUUCGCGAAGCGUUAAGUGUCCCACUGCUGCUCGUGUUCGUGUUUGUACGCUUCAUAUUCGGAUUAAAUGAAUAUCAUAUCUUGAUUGGGGGAGGCGUUGGGCAUGUAAUUCCCAUGGAGAGUACUGAGAGUAACCGGCUGGGAUCGCAUUCAUACACCUCCGAACCGCUGAGACGGCAACACGGCAACACGGCAACACGGCCGAACGGAAUGUGGCUGGUGCAAAUGUUGUACUUUGUGGGCCUGUUGUCGGGCCCUUUCUUUCUGCUGCUGGGCCACUGUGGGGAGAGUGUCAAUGGAGACUUCUAUGGCAAUGCGAGUGCGCAGCUGCUGCGUUUCCGAGACUUUGAGCCCCGCCAGCAAGGAGAGCUUCAAUUCGUGGAGGAGAUGGAGAUGGAGGUGCAGAUGGAUACUGACGUUGGGCGGGAGGGACGUGGCUUUCACUUUCAUGCCAGUGGCGAGGAUGUCAGCGUUGAGCUGGAGUUCAUCGUUCCAUUCUUCAAGGUGCCGGUGAAGCGGAGCAUGGGAAUGGCCCGGGAUGCCGUGCAGAAUCUCCUGAAUCUGCGAACGGGAACGCUGCUCAACACGGCAGUGGUGGUGGCUGCCGGAGCCAUAAUUGCAGCUGUGGUGCGCCUUCUCCUCGCCCCGCUGGUGGUCACGUCGCUGGGCAAUGGAUACCCCUACAGAUCGGACCCCACCAGAGGCAUGCGCCGCCUAACGAAUGUCGUGGAGUCCCACCUGGAGGAGCACAACAUUGACAUGUCCGCCUGUGUCCAGCGCUACAUCUGCCACUACUUGCAGCACAAUGUCUCCUCGAGCUAUGCGCGACUCCUCCAUGUGCUAGCCAGCUCUCCCUGGCUGGACUCACUCACCAGAGGCACUGCAGUGCUGCAUGCCAUCCAAACGGCACGGAGCAGUCGCACCUGUGGCCACACCUAUGCGAGAUGCAGAUUCCCCACUCUGGGCAAACCCCACAUAAACCCCUUCUGGACAUCGAGGACAUGGCCAAAAGUACUGCAAUAUUUCAAUGGCUGACAUACAUAAUUUCCACAUAGAUCGUACAUCAUUUGUACAUAAUUCGUACAUAGUUCAUACAUAUUUGGGGUAUCCGCUGAUGCAGCCUUUAGCUUUUAACUAUUUUUUUUGUGUUGUGUACUAUUAAGUUAG